AUGGAAAAUCCAGUGGCUCCGACGACCUCGGAAAGCAACCGUGGAGCGAAUAGACGCAGAAGAAGGGGCGGUCAACGACAAACCCGCCCACAAGCACAGACACAGCCUCUCGAUCAGACACAACAGCCGUCCAACCCAAAUCCUCAACCUCAUCCCCACAUCGUCGGCGCAAGACCGUUUGGCGGCCAGCUCACAAGACUACACGGUGAUGCACCAGCAUUUAUCCCAGCAUCUCUACCUCCUCCCUCCACAUUGGCCGCCCCAGCACCACCCGGAAAAUCCAAUCGAAACCACCAGAGAAAGACCCCCGCAGCCUCUCGACCACACCCGCCCGACAAGCCUCAACCGAGACGGGGGUCAAUAGCACGCUCGACGGCGCCUGACAUUGUCACUAGAAUCCACGAAGACAUCUCGCAUAACGUCUAUGAAUGUGCCAUCUGCACCAAUGAAGUCAGUCGCAACUCCAAAAUCUGGUCAUGCAAGACAUGUUGGACUGUGUUCCAUAUUGGUUGUAUCAAGAAAUGGUCCAAGAAUGAAGGGUCGGCGGUUCACCGUCCACCGGGCCAAGAUGAUGAUGAAGCUCAAGUAGGCAAACAAUGGAGGUGUCCCGGCUGCAAUCUACCAAAAGAUAUCACGCCUACAUCCUACACCUGUUGGUGCGAGAAAGAGAUAGACCCAAAGACCAUCCCCGGUCUCCCUCCUCACUCGUGCGGCCAGACUUGUGGCAGAGAGCGAAAGUUCCCAAAACCAUGUCCCCAUCCUUGCGACCUUCUCUGCCAUGCUGGUCCUUGCCCGCCCUGCUCUGCCAUGGGGCCAAAGCAAAGUUGUUUCUGUGGCAAGGAGGAAACUACCCUACGAUGUCUAGAAACAAACUACGACUCAGGCUGGAGCUGCGGCGCUGUUUGCGGUGAUCUAAUGCCCUGCGGCCAGCACACGUGCCAACGACCUUGCCACGAGGGCCUUUGUGGGGCAUGCCCUGUAGAGGUCAACGCUCGCUGCUACUGUGGCAGAGUCGAAAAGAUGCUCCAGUGUCACGAUCAGGAGGAAGAGAAGGAGAGCUCAACAUGGACAGGAACUUUUGAUUGCGGCGGGAUUUGUGCCAGGGCUUUGGAUUGUGGGGUUCACACUUGCCAAAAGUCAUGUCAUCCACACGAAAUGGCCACUCCCCAUUGUCCUCGAUCUGUGGAUAUGGUGACACACUGUCCCUGUGGGAAAACCGCUCUCGUCUCACUCAAGACUACCCCACGGCAGAACUGUACCGACCCGAUACCCUGUUGCAAGGAAGUCUGUGGACGACAACUAAAGUGCGGUCACCAGUGCUUGGACAAGUGCCACCCAGGAGAUUGCAACCCGUGCUCUCUGGAAAUUGCGACCACUUGUCGCUGUGGCCGCAACCAGUUCAAUGUGAUUUGUCACGACAGAAUCACCGAACCCCCUCAGUGCAAUCGAUCAUGUAAAGCCACUUUGAAUUGUGGCAGACAUGACUGCGGCGAAAAAUGCUGCACGGGGGACCGUAAGGCCGCGGAGAGACAGGCAACUAAGCGGAAGCUGAAGACUCUGGAUGUGUUAACUCGAGCUCUCGAUGAAGACAUCGAAGCCGAACACAUCUGUACUCGGGUUUGUGGUCGGAAACUCAAGUGUGGCAACCAUACAUGCCCUGAUCUGUGUCACCGCGGACCAUGCGGCAGUUGUAAGGAGGCUAUAUUCGAUGACAUCUCGUGCACCUGUGGUCGAACCGUCCUUCAGGCGCCGCUUCCAUGCGGGACACAGCCACCACCGUGCAACUUCCCAUGCAACCGAAGCAAAGAUUGCGCACACCCUCAGGUGGCUCACAAUUGUCACUCAGAUGAUGAGGAAUGCCCCAAAUGUCCUUUUCUGACCGAGAAACAAUGCCUGUGCAGCAAGAAAACACUCAAAAACCAGCCGUGUUGGCGAGCCGACGUUCUUUGUGGACUGAUCUGCGGCAGGACCUUGAAAUGUGGAUCUCACCAGUGCCGGAAAACGUGUCACAGACCUGGAGAGUGUGAAGAUGCUCAGCAACACUGUCAACAGGAGUGCGGCAAGGCCAAAAAAUCGUGUGGACAUCCCUGCGAGCAGACAUGUCAUGCGCCGUCUGCUUGCAAAGAAGAAAAGGCGUGCCCAUUCAAGGUUAUGAUCACAUGUGACUGCCAGCGGAAAAAAGAAGAGGUCCGAUGCAACGCCCGCGCUGGGAUGGCCGAAGCAUCGGGUCGUCAAAACUCACUGAAAUGCGACGAUGAGUGUGCACGACUGGAACGCAACCGUAACUUGGCACGGGCUUUGCAUGUCUCAGAUGACCACACAGAUGAUCAUGUUCCAUAUUCGACGACCACACUCACCAUGUACCUGGAAGAUGUUGCAUGGGCGCACAAGCAGGAAGCAAUCCUGCGAGUCUUUGCUGCCGAUGACCAAGAGAAGAGAUACCGAUUCCCACCAAUGAGGAAUCAUCAGCGAGCGUUUAUCCACAGCCUUGCCGAGGAUUUUGGGUUUGAUGGGGAAAGUCUCGAUCCAGAACCGCACCGACACGUACUCUUGUUCAAGACACCCAAGUUUGUCUCGGCUCCGAUGAAGACGCUUGCACAAGCUGCGCGGAUCAAACGACCACAACUUAACGUCUCGGCGCCUGUCCAGGCUACGAAACCGCCAAAACCGGCGGAUGAGGCGAGGUACGAUUACAACGGACUGCUUCUGGAACAGCCAAAGUUCGGGCUGACAGAAGAUGAGGUUCACCGGGUGAUUCAAAAGACAAGCCCAACCAUGGACUUUGAUACUAUAUUCUUGCCAAACGAUCAGGGGGUGGCACUGCUCCUGUUGAAUCGAUGGGAAUCACCUACACAACUGACAGGUCUCUUGAGCGAGAUGCGGCCGACAGUUGCUGAGGCCAUCAGCAAAGAUAGUCUUGCUUCAUCGGUGACGCUGGCGAUGUUUGAUUUGUCUGGCUUGGAGCCGAAGAUAGUGCAUCAGGCUGGCAAAUCAGGCGCCAAUGUGGCCCACGGGUGGUCUCAAGUGGCAGCAAAGAGAGCUGCUCCAAUGCAAGCUCCGCAGAUCAAGCCUGUGGGUCAGCGACCAAUCUACACAGUAUUGGGCAGUCGACUUGCAGAAGCGAAAAAGAAGAAACAGGAGAAUGAGGAAUUGCUCAGGAGGAAGAUGGCUCAAGAAGAGGUUGUUGAUGAUUGGGAAAAGGAGGCUGAGCUGGAUGAGGGUGGCGGCGACGGUGGAGAAGCAGAAGCGAGGACAGAUGGUGGCUUCGGCGACGAUACAGUGGGAAAUAGUGUGCAGAAGGUGUGA
Messenger RNA from Exophiala mesophila, 3306 nucleotides. RefSeq lists its product as uncharacterized. Gene Ontology annotation, molecular function: RNA polymerase II transcription regulatory region sequence-specific DNA binding; DNA-binding transcription factor activity, RNA polymerase II-specific; zinc ion binding. The coding region runs from base 1 to 3306 and encodes 1101 amino acids. Gene Ontology annotation, biological process: negative regulation of transcription by RNA polymerase II. The record is from RefSeq and is a predicted model, not a curated record. The transcript has a single exon. Gene Ontology annotation, cellular component: nucleus. Lineage: Eukaryota; Fungi; Ascomycota; Eurotiomycetes; Chaetothyriales; Herpotrichiellaceae.